AUGUCGCGCUCCUUCUAUGUGGACUCGCUCAUCGUCAAGGACGCGGCGGCGCGGCCGGUGCCCUCCAUGCCGGAGCCGCCCCCGCCGCCCCCCGGGCAGGACUUCCUCAUUCCCCUGGGCGUGCCGGCGCCGCUGGUCAUGUCCGUAGCCGGCGGGCCCGCCUGCCCGUCGCGCAAGAGCGGCGGCUCCUUCUGCGUCUGCCCGCUCUGUGUCACCUCGCACCUGCACGCCUCGGCGCGGGCGGGCGCGACGGGCGGAGGAGGCGCCGCCGCCUCCCUCCCGCUGCUCAAGGGCCACUUCGCUCCUGCCAGCGCCGCGGCGGGAGGAGAGGGCCAGUUCUGCCCCCGGAUGAGCCAUGCCCAGCAGCAGCCGGCCCCGCAGCAGCAGCAACCACCGCCCAGCUCGGUGGCAUCCGCGGCGGCGGCGGCGGCGGCGGCGGCUCAAGCGUUGGCCCACCCACCUGUCUGCGCAGCAGCAGCCUACGGCAUGAGCGACCCCCGGCGUUUCCACUGCCUCGGCCUGGGAGGCUCGGACAGCGCCGGACAGCUGCAGAACGGCAAGCGGAUGCGCACGGCCUUCACCAGCACGCAGCUGCUGGAGUUGGAGCGGGAAUUUUCGGCCAACAUGUACCUGUCGCGGCUGCGGCGGAUCGAGAUCGCCACGUACCUCAACCUGUCCGAGAAGCAGGUGAAGAUCUGGUUCCAGAACCGCAGGGUGAAGCACAAGAAGGAAGGCAAGGGCGCCCAGCGGAACACGCACGGAGGCUGCAGCUGCGCCGGCAACCCGGGUCGGUUCCCCAGAUCCGAGGACGAAGAGUCGCUCUCUCCGGCCUCGGCGAACGAAGACAAGGAGGUCUCCCCGUUGUGA
This is a messenger RNA of Candoia aspera, 867 nucleotides long. RefSeq names its product GS homeobox 2 (gene GSX2). NCBI's taxonomy places the organism in Eukaryota, Metazoa, Chordata, Lepidosauria, Squamata, Candoiidae. The coding region runs from base 1 to 867 and encodes 288 amino acids. Gene Ontology annotation, cellular component: nucleus. The record is from RefSeq and is a predicted model, not a curated record. The transcript has 2 exons. Gene Ontology annotation, biological process: regulation of DNA-templated transcription. Gene Ontology annotation, molecular function: DNA-binding transcription factor activity, RNA polymerase II-specific; sequence-specific double-stranded DNA binding.